UGCGUUCUCACUUCCUCCAUAACGUUAGAGAGAAGAGCUGCCUUGCCUCUUCCCUUCCCUGCACUUCUUUUCCGACCCCUGCUGAUCUCAGCCGAUCACGUCCGUCCGUCUCACCGGAAGCUGUUCGAGCUUCAACGCCGGACGAGAGAGGGGGAGAGAUAGCAGUGGUCCAAGAAUCUCGCGACAUUAAGGCACUUCGGAUUAGCAUAGGCCGGAGGAGAUGUUGGAGGGGUCAAGCUUUCAGCUGGGUGUGAUUUGGUCGCUGGCUCUCUCGGUUACAUCCUCGGUCGCCAUUGUCAUAUGCAACAAGGCUCUCAUUAGCUCCCUUGGCUUCCCUUUCGCAACCACCUUGACAAGCUGGCAUCUGAUGGUUACAUUCUGCACGCUUCAUGUGGCGCAGUGCCUGCACCUGUUCGAGCCCAAGUCCAUUGAUGGAAAGACGGUGGCCGUCUUCGGCUUGCUUAACGGCACCUCCAUUGGCUUCCUCAAUCUCAGCCUCGGCUUCAACUCCAUCGGAUUCUACCAGAUGACUAAACUCGCCAUUAUACCCUUCACGGUGCUGCUGGAGACUAUCUUCCUAAAGAAAAAAUUCAGCCGGAGUAUCAAGCUCUCUCUUCUGGUCUUGCUCCUUGGAGUUGGCAUUGCAUCUGUCACUGAUCUCAAGCUCAAUCUUCUUGGCUCCAUUCUUUCCCUCCUUGCCAUUGCUACUACAUGUGUUGGCCAAAUUAUGACAAACACGAUACAGAAGAGGUUGAAGGUUUCCUCCACACAGCUCCUCUACCAGUCUUCACCCUACCAGGCGGCUAUCUUGUUUGUGACCGGCCCUUUUGUUGACCGAUUGCUCACCAAGCGCAGCGUCUUUGCCCACAGCUACUCUCUUGUGGUUUUGGGAUUCAUCAUCCUAUCUUGCUUGAUUGCGGUGUCUGUAAACUUCAGCACAUUCUUGGUGAUUGGGACGACAUCCCCAGUGACAUACCAGGUGCUCGGCCACCUGAAGACAUGUCUCGUCCUUUCCUUUGGCUACAUCCUGUUGCAUGACCCCUUCACUGCACGGAACAUUAUAGGCAUCCUAAUUGCCAUCUGUGGCAUGGCUCUAUACUCUUACUACUGUGUACGUGAGGCCAAGAAGAAAUCAGCCAAUGAUGUCUUGCCCAUCUCGCAGCUUGCAGAAUUUCUAUUUUUCCUAGGGGUGAACCAAGCGGUGCUGAGUAGUUGGUUACUCAGGCUUGGCUCACUGUAUAGUAGGUCUGAUCAAGCUCGACUCAAAUGCGAGCAAAGCUUCAAAGAAGCUGUUCAAGCACAAUUAGCAAGUAUCUGAUAUUCAGGCUACAGUAUCCAAUGGCAGACAAGGAGAAUGCACCUCUUUUGGCCACCAAAAGUUUGGGGCAUCAUCAAGAUAAAGAUGACAAUGAGACUAAAAAAGCUAAUGUGGUUCCUGCAGCUGCCAAGAACUCUCUUGCAUAGUUCUUCUCAAAAGAAUAAAAAGAAGGAACUCUAUUGCAUGGUCAAGUUUUUGUUCUAGUGGCAAUCGGAAUCGGAAUUCUUCAAUGUUUUAGAAUGGUGUUGCUUAUCAUUCUUGUCAAUUGAAUGUACAUCAUUUUGAUUCUUUUAUAAUCUCUAGAUCUUUCCUCCA
Molecule: messenger RNA, 1633 nt
Organism: Elaeis guineensis (African oil palm)
Lineage: Eukaryota; Viridiplantae; Streptophyta; Magnoliopsida; Arecales; Arecaceae
Product: UDP-xylose transporter 1
Source: RefSeq, a predicted model, not a curated record